Messenger RNA from Melanotaenia boesemani (Boeseman's rainbowfish), 3574 nucleotides. Its product is annotated as zinc finger protein 135-like. The record is from RefSeq and is a predicted model, not a curated record. Gene Ontology annotation, biological process: regulation of transcription by RNA polymerase II. The transcript has 2 exons. The coding region runs from base 160 to 1179 and encodes 339 amino acids. Gene Ontology annotation, molecular function: RNA polymerase II cis-regulatory region sequence-specific DNA binding; DNA-binding transcription factor activity. NCBI's taxonomy places the organism in Eukaryota, Metazoa, Chordata, Actinopteri, Atheriniformes, Melanotaeniidae.
AGGUUGACUUCCUCUUCUGCUGCCGGAACUUCCCAGUGUGACACCAACCGGAAGUAAACAAGCCGCUAGCAGCAUCGUUAGCUUUCCUCGUGUGAGGACGGAGCAGGAAGACGGUUGUGUUGUCGUCUCUCAGCUGAAUAUUUCAGUGUUUCAGCAACAAUGUCUUCAGUUCAGCAUCUGAGAGAGUUUAUCAGCGAGCGACUAACUGCUGCUGCUGAAGAAAUAUUCACAGAGUUUGAAAAAACCAUCGUCCAGUACGAAGAAGAGAUCGAUCGUCAGCGCAGACUGCUGGAUAUCACCUGGAAUCCACAGAUAAAGUUAAUCAGAACAGAGGUUCCACAUCAAUAUGUCUACAAGGUGGAUGAAGCUCUUCAAGAUGACCAGCAGCUGUGCAACCAGAACUCAAACCUGGACCAGGAGCAACCAGAGUCUGCUCGUAUUAAAGAGGAAGAGGAGGAACUCCUCAGCAGUCAGGAGGAAGAGCAGCUUUGGCUGAAGGAUGAAACUGAUCAGUUUUCAAUACCGGCUGCUCAUGAGGAAGAUGGUCACAGUGAUCCAGAACCAAACAGGGACCAUAUUCCCUCUUACAGUCCUCCUGCAGACCAACAUUCACCUUUAGAGGAAAGCAUGGUUGAAGACUCAGGAACAAAAACGUGUGCAGAUACACAGCCAGAAAAGAGCUGUCUAACGGAGACAAAUGAGAACGUAGGAGAGUCCUUUCUGUUAGAAAGUCAUUGUAAUGAAAGAGAUGAGAAACAACAUUCCUGCAAGUUCUGUGGGAAACAGUUUAAAACGAAAAGUAAGUUAACUGUUCAUGUAAGAACUCACACAGGAGAGAGACCGUACUCUUGUCAAACAUGUGGGAAAAGCUUCACUAAAAAGAAGUUUUUGGUGACCCACAUGAAAAUUCACUCAGGCUUGAAGCAAUUUUUCUGUCCAACAUGUGGAAAAUGUUUCUUUUACCAGGGGAAUUUGGUGCGUCACAUGAGAGUUCACACAGGUGAGAAGCCGUAUUCUUGUCCAACUUGUGGAAAAUGUUUCAAUCAAACUCAUUAUUUGAAGUACCACAUGAGAAUUCACACGGGCGAGAGGCCGUAUUCUUGUACAACAUGUGGAAAAUGUUUCGGUCGCCAGGAUGCUUUGGUGCGCCACAUGAGAAUUCACACAGCUGAGAAGUAAUUUUUUUGUCCAACAUGUGGAAAAUGUUUCAAACAAAAUGAUCAUUUAAAGUUCCACAUGAGCUCUAACAGAGGAUGUCAAAAGCCACCUUCUAUAUGUGGAAAAUAAUUCAGUCUAAUCUUUGGCCUGCAUGAUCAUAUCUAAUCCCUAUUAGAGUUGGCCCGCUGAUACUACAAGUCCCACGAUGCACUGCCAGUACGUUUGUAAUCACAGGCCCGCGAGUGCGUACCUCACUGAUUCUCCAGUAGCCUGAUGGAGCAACCCAGUCUCACUCUAAAUCAUGUAAUACCUACGUUUGUCCACAGGGCGAAACGUAGCCACGUUUAACAAGAAGGGCUCUGAAAUUGUAGCAUGGUUACGUUUCACUUUCUUUGGGUCACGUGACUGCCGAGUUUCUACCCGGCGUGAACUAAAAACGUGGCGGACAUCCCUUCUAUUUUUGUUGGAAAAUGCUAUAUUUUAAGAUCGAUUGUGGCUUUAGCCUAGUUUUGAUAGCUUUUGUAGCGACAAAUGAACACUUUUUUUAUAGUAUCCAUUCGGUUUAUUUACACAAUUAGUAGUUUUUUCGUUUCGAUGCACAAUCCUUCAACGAAAUUGUAGGAAUACUACAUUUCAGAUUGUUGCUACAGUGGUUGCUACGGACGCUAUUAACAACAACAUUAACAACAAACUGGAAGAAAGUUAAUGGUGCGUCACGGACUGAGUUCAAACUGGUUACGUUUAACCACAAAUCUGCUUAAGCUACUAUCAAUUAAAUAAUGACUUGUUUGAUUUGAAAAAGAUAGCUAUUAAAAAAUUAAACAAAUUAAAGUAUUUAGCCACAAUACAAACUCUAGAAUUUUAGAAUGGUUGUAUUAUAUUUACACACUAUUAAUACAUAGUUUGUCAUUUGAUUUAAUGAGACAAAUCUUUUAAGACAAGAUUCAUUAGACCACAAACUACGAUCCCAUACAACAAAUUCAUUUAUGCCUAAUUUGUCUUUAUAUAUUAUACUGGUAGGUGUAUGUAAUUCAUUUUCCUGAAUUUAAACUGUUUAUAUUUUUAUUCAUAUGUUUGUAUUAAUACUGCUACAAUUUUCUUUUCCUUCUGGGGUAGAUCAAUCAUUCAGUCAAUCUUCCUGUUUGUUAGUUAGUUGCAGUACAACAACAUCUGGAUCAUAUAUAGAUAUACUCAAGCUAUAAAUGCAAUUUAAAAUAAGUUUCUACAAAUAAAUAGCACAGAAGCAUUUAACAAUAAAUACCUUACAACUUCCAUGACAUGAAUAAUAAAAGUUUCAAUUUAAAGACUAUUUUUUAUAAAAAUUUAAAGAAGGGAAAUCAUACAUACCACAUGGAACAUGGUUCCCUCUCCACCAGCUCUAUUUGUUUCCCCAGAAAAAUAUUUUAAAAUGUUUACUGCUAUAAGCAAUCACACUGUCAGAGGACUUUAGAGCUGUGGUGCAUUAAAAUCCACUAAAUACAUUCAGACUUAAGGUAUAUAUUCACAUUACAUUUUUACUUUAAAUAAUGACAAAGGAGAACCUUCUGGAUUUUUCUCUUUAAAACUUGCUUCACCGGGUAAUACUCGUCCUUUCCCCCAACGAUAUGGCUGCAAUCUGAAAGAGCAGAAAGUGUACGCUUACGUUUUUUAAAACAUUUGUUAUAGAACUGCCAGGGGUGCACAGAAAGAAAAUUAUACUUUUGGUCUUCCAAAGAAAUACAAUAAACUGCAGUUGAUUAAAAAUGCAGAAAUGCUGGCGCCAACAUAGAGUAGAAGACUAGAAAAGCACACGUUACAUAAAUUAAAAUUCUUUACAUCGGCUGCCUGUGAUUACCUCAUUGAUUUUACAAUUAUUGUAUUAAUUUUUAAGGCACAGCCUUGCAUUGGUUUCUCUCAGAGAUGCAUUUAGUUUACAUUUUUGUUCUAUUUCAUUUAGCUAUUAUGCUCUCAAACAGUGGACAUGUGUGCAUGGGAUCUGAGAAUAUCUAUACUUUUAAACCAAAAAUAAACAAAUUAAUCCGUCAAUAUUUUGUAUGUAGGGUUCUUUUAAUCAACUUUUUAUAAUGUGUAAUAAUAACUCAAUAUUUUAUUUAACUGCUUUUUUCAUCACUGUCUUGGGUGGUCUUUGUUUUAAAUUUGUGAUGCUUGGAAUUAUUUUUAUUUCAAGUCUUGCUGUUGUUAUAUAAUUUAUAUUUAACUAUUUGUGUUUCUUUUUCUACGCCCAUCUUUGUUAUUACUGUGUGUUGUCAUUAUUUUAUGUUUUUAUAUCACUGCACACUGAACUACAUUUAAUCCCUAUGAAAGGUAAUUAAAAAUAAAGCUGAAUUGAUUUGUCAUAUCAAAGAUAAAUAGAAGAACCAUGAAAUAUUUGUACUGUCCUUUUGGAAAUGAAGGAAUGUAAAUAAAGGAUGACCAA